This is a messenger RNA of Chaetomium globosum CBS 148.51, 2970 nucleotides long. RefSeq lists its product as uncharacterized. Gene Ontology annotation, cellular component: membrane. Bases 1 to 2970 code for a protein of 989 amino acids. NCBI's taxonomy places the organism in Eukaryota, Fungi, Ascomycota, Sordariomycetes, Sordariales, Chaetomiaceae. The transcript is spliced from 3 exons. Gene Ontology annotation, molecular function: magnesium ion transmembrane transporter activity; protein binding. The record is from RefSeq and is a predicted model, not a curated record. Gene Ontology annotation, biological process: magnesium ion transport.
AUGUCGACAUCACACACCUUCCACACCGAGCAGACUACCGCGGCGGGUCCGGCGCCAAGACCAGACGCCGACGCUAUCCUCGGCGUCACAUCUUACAACCGGGCAGACUUUGAGCUACCCGUCGUCACUGUGCACCCGAGCCAGCACGACGCCGUUCGAUCGACCGUAUUCCAGCCCUUUGGCGACAAGUCUCGCCAUCCCGACUUCGAUUUUGACCUAGGACGCCUCGGACGCCUCCCCUUCGAAAUCGUAUCGCUCAUUUGCCUCGAACUUGACGUCACCUCGGCCCUGCGCUUCAGCCAUGUCAACCGGACAGCCCGCGAGGUGCUCACAUCGAUCCGGGAAUUCCGCCACCUCGGCGCCUAUGCCUUGGAAGGGCUCUGCGUGCUCCUGCGGACCGGCAUGGCGGCCCACGUAAAUGUCCUCGACGUGUACUCGACUCUCACAACCCAGCAUUGCUCGUUAUGCGGUUCCUUUGGUGGCUUCAUGUUCCUGCCCACUGCCGCGCGCUGCUGCCUCACCUGCAUCGCGUCGGCCCCGGCCAUGCAGGUCAGCUACCUGAGCCGCGUGGCCGACGCGACGGGCGUGGAGGCGGGCGCGCUGCAGAAGCGGCUCCCUGUGCUGCACACCCUCCCGGACAGCCGCCGGUGCAUCGUCGCCGUGCAGCACGCCCUCGGAUCGCUGCGGGACAGCGGGGCGGGCGAGGCCGAGGCCGAGGCCACCGCCCGCCGGUGGCCCGACUCGUUGACUCUGAGGUUCCAAGCGGCAACCAGCCUGCCCUACCUGGACCGCAUGACGGGCGAGGUGCAGUCCGGCGUCUCGUGCAAGGGCUGCCAGCUCGCCUUUGAGGGCGAUUUCUUGGACGACCACCUGGAACUACGGGACAGGUUUUACUCAAGACAGGGGUUCAUGGAUCACUUUGAGGAGUGCGUGCCGGCUCAGAAGCUGUGGGGCUCGAGCCAAGAGGGUACGGCUCCCGCACAGGAACCCAUGUGGACAGGACUGGGCAGGACGUUUACGGCGCCAGGACGGCAAAGAAAUGUCAUGAAGUUCAUCGAAAGAGGGACAAAGGCAACAGCAACAGCCCGCAGCGAGAGGAACAUGCGUCUCUUGCCCCCACAAUCACCGACCAGCCUGGUGAGCCGCGAACUUCUUGCAUGGCCCGCAUGGCUUCCCGAUGGCGACGGUGACGGCGAUGGUGACGGCGGCCCCGGCGGCCCCGGCAACGAACUCCAGAACUGGUCCAGCUUGAUCGGUAUUAUCACAGCCAUCUGCGGCAAUGUGCUUAUCGCUCUGGCCCUCAACGUCCAGCGCUACGCACACACCCGGCUGCACCGCAAGAAAGCACAGAUACGGCAGCGUGCGAGGCAGGCCAUCCGCAAUGCAGAGGGCGGGACACAGGGCCAGGGGGCGGGGCGGUACGGCGCUGCCGUGUCGCCAAACGGCGACUCCCAUGGCGGCUCGAAUGGGUACGGGAGCGGUCGGUAUAGUGAUGAUGGCAUCCGCGGGUCGUCCGAGACGGAACCCCUCGCCCAGUCCUUCCGCUCGGAUGACUCGGCCGACGGCGACGAGGAGCACAACCAUGACGGCAAGCCCAAGGUUGCCUCGACGUACCUAAAGGACCCCUAUUGGUGGUUGGGGCAAGUCCUGAUUACCAUCGGCGAGAUGGGGAACUUCCUGGCUUAUGGUUUUGCGCCGGCCUCCAUCGUCAGCCCCCUCGGUGUGGUGGCCCUGGUCUCCAACUGCGUGAUCGCCCCCAUCUUCUUCAAGGAGGUGUUCCGCCAGCGCGACUUCUGGGGCGUUAUCAUUGCCAUCACGGGCGCUGUGACGGUGGUGCUGAGCGCCGAGACCGAGGAGACCAAGCUGGGGCCGCACGAGGUGUGGGAUGCCAUCACGACCAUGGAGUUCGAGAUUUACCUGGGCGUCAGCUGUGCGCUGAUUGUGCUGCUCAUGUGGCUGAGCCCGAAGUAUGGGCACAAGACGAUCCUGGUAGAUCUCGGGCUUGUGGGGCUAUUCGGUGGUUACACCGUGCUUGCGACCAAGGGCGUGUCCUCGAUGCUGUCUUCGACCCUAUUUGGCGCCUUCACCACCCCUGUCACCUAUGUCCUGAUCUUCAUUUUGCUAUUUACCGCCAUCAUGCAGGUCCGCUAUGUGAACAAGGCGCUCCAGCGGUUCGACUCAACCCAGGUUAUCCCGAUCCAGUUUGUGCUCUUUACACUGUCUGUAAUCAUCGGCAGCGCCGUCCUCUACCGGGACUUUGAGCGCACCACCAGCGAGCAGGCCCUCAAAUUCAUCGGCGGCUGCCUCUUCACCUUCUUCGGCGUUUUCCUGAUCACCAGCGGCCGGUCGCGGCGGGACGACGACGACGAACCCACGCUCUCUGAUGCCGAGGGCAUCGAGGAGACUAUCGGCCUCGCAGAGCAGGACCGCGUGCCGCCGCCAACACCGCCCCAACCCCGCCGUCGCGACCCCCCUUCCCGGUCCGGGGGUUCCUCCCGGACUUCACGCGUCAGUUUCUCCGACAUCCACGACGCCGGCCUCCCCAUGCCGCGUUCCUUCCCAAGCCACCCUCGCCAGAGCCAUCCCCUCGACGACGAAGACGACGGCCUCCCCGACGCGCCCCUCCUCUCCAACCCCUGGCAAGACGCCACCACCACCCUCGCCACCGCAGACUAUUUCACCACCCUCGCCAGGACUCACCUCCUACUCAGAGCCCCAACUACUCGCCGAACCCGCCCAAAUAACCGCAACAGCCCUAUCCUCAUCCACAACACCACUACCAACCACAAAACCCCUCCCCGCCACCCCACUCGGCAGCGCCGCCGCAACCAGCGCAGGCACCACCCCAUCCCAAUACCCAGACCGAGACCGAGAAAGAGACCGAGACCAACGCCCCAUGACCCCGCGCGCCCCCGCGAGCACCUCCCGUCUCCCGCCCUCCCACAUGUACUCGCCCUCGCCCUUCUCUAG